Messenger RNA from Olea europaea var. sylvestris, 1899 nucleotides. RefSeq names its product protein IQ-DOMAIN 1. The record is from RefSeq and is a predicted model, not a curated record. Bases 438 to 1706 code for a protein of 422 amino acids. The transcript has 5 exons. NCBI's taxonomy places the organism in Eukaryota, Viridiplantae, Streptophyta, Magnoliopsida, Lamiales, Oleaceae. Gene Ontology annotation, molecular function: protein binding.
CAACAAAAAUAAACACAAACUACACUCUCUACCACUCACCACGAAUUCCUAUGCCCACCACCCCACUCUUCUACUGGUCAGCUGUUUGAUUUGAAUUGUCCCUUUUUUGUCUGGUUUAGAGCUCGUCGAGCAAAGUAUACUUUUAAAUGGGCAAGAAAAGAUUGUUUGGUAAAGUCUAAUUUUUUACCUUUGUGUUUUGUUCAAUAAUGGCUAUUUUUGAUUUUUAUUCUUUAUAAGCAGAAACAACUGUUUUUCACCUCCUAAAGGAACUGGUCCUCUCUCUUCCGAGUUUCAUUAAUACACCCUUUUUCCCUUUUUAUUUAAGUCAUUUUCUUGGCAAUCGAGUUCUUGCUUUUGCUCUAAGAGUCACCCUCUCUAUCUUUUUUUUAUUCUUGAAACUUAAGAAUUGGGUUUUGUAAAUCAAGAGCUUAUAUCAAAUGGGUGCUUCAGGAAAAUGGGUUAAGGCUUUGAUAGGACUGAAAAAACCUGAUAAAGACGAUCAUGAGAAAGUGGGAGGAAAGAACAAGAAAUGGAGGCUAUGGAGGAGUUCAUCAGGUGAUAAUAGUGUGUCCUCGUGGAAAGGAUUCAAAAGAAAUGGUGGAUCAGACGGCUCUUCUGAUUCUUCAUCAGUGAAUAAUGAUGCCUUCAAUGCUGCCGUGGCAACUGUUGUAAGGGCUCCACCCAAAGAUUUCAGGGUUGUCAGGCAAGAAUGGGCUGCCAUUAGGAUCCAAACUGCAUUUCGUGGAUUUUUGGCGAGAAGAGCUUUAAGGGCUUUGAAAGGAUUAGUGAGACUUCAAGCUAUAGUUCGUGGCCGGCAGGUCCGGAAGCAGGCUGCCGUUACUCUUAGGUGCAUGCAAGCUUUGGUCCGGGUGCAGGCUCGGGUGAGAGCUCGUCGUGUACGUAUGUCCAUAGAGGGACAGGCUGUGCAACAAAUGCUCGAUGAACGCCACAGCAAGGCUGAUCUCUUGAAACAAGCUGAGGAAGGGUGGUGUGACAGUAGAGGAACGUUGGAAGAGGUUAAGACAAAGAUACAGAUGCGGCAAGCAGGAGCUGCUAAGAGAGAGAGAGCAUUUGCUUAUUCUCUUGCUCAAAAGUGGAAGUCGAGCCAAACUAUUCAUUCCCACACAAAUGCUUCAAAUCCUCUUAAAAGUUAUGAGUUUAACAAGACCAGCUGGGGAUGGAGUUGGCUAGAACGUUGGAUGGCUGCAAAGCCUUGGGAAAACAGAUUGAUGGAACAAUCUCAGACUGACCCUUUGGAAACAACUCCUCUAUCUAAGACCUGCACAGAUUCCACCAAGGGCAAUCUCUCGAGGUUGACUGAACCUAGUUCGGUGAAAGUCAGAAAGAACAAUGUCACAACACGAAUAUCAGCAAAGCCUCCCCGAGUUGGGCAAACUACUCACUCAUCUUCAAGUCCGAGUUCUGAUUUCAGAUAUGAUGAAAGCUCGGCUUCUUCAAUUUUCACAUCUACAACUCCAGUUUCUGGAAACACCAUGUUUGCGUCAGAUAGAGCAGAAGAGAUCAAUAAUAUUAGGCCAAGUUAUAUGAACAUGACAGAAGCUACCAAGGCCAAGCAGAGAAAUCAUAGACUUCAAAGACAGUCCAUGGACGAGUUUCAGUUUCUUAAGAACUCAGCAGUUUUUACAAACGAGGAAUCAAAAAGCAAUGCAGGUUCUGAUAAGUUCUCAAGGAAGUUGAGGGACUGAGAGAAUUGCUCAUUUCAGUAAGACUGGAAUGUAAUGUUUAAUAUUUAUUGCAAGUCUUCAACACCAUGUUUUUCAUGCGAAAAAAAUGUAACAAAAAAGUUUAGUUUCUUGAGAUGUGAUUUGAAUUCUGAAUUAUGUAAAAACUGUAAGUCAUGAUUUUGGAACCAAUCAAAUGCUUUUGAGCUUCUAUUUA